This is a messenger RNA of Drepanopeziza brunnea f. sp. 'multigermtubi' MB_m1, 2103 nucleotides long. Lineage: Eukaryota; Fungi; Ascomycota; Leotiomycetes; Helotiales; Drepanopezizaceae. The record is from RefSeq and is a predicted model, not a curated record.
AUGCCACCUCCUCUCCCAGGUCAGAAGGGGACGGGCAAGAAAGGCCGCGACCGCCAGUCUCGUAGUCGCAAUAGCACCCCGAGCCUUGUCUCUCACCAUCCCGACAGUGGCGGCUCAACUGCGCUCCUCGAGCUCCCCAUCGCCAGCUUCCAGAUUGACGACGAGAUACUCGAGCACACUGGUGGCUCCAUAUCCAGCUCCAAGGAGCUCGAGGCCUUGCUUGAGCGCUUGAACAAGCUGGUUGCAAUCGUCGAGACCCGAGGAAGUGUAUGCGAUCGGGGCAUGAGAAUGGCCAAUGAGCUGCGUAAAGCUCGAGUGCAAGAGAUUGAGAACGAUAGGAGAGAUGAAGAGCGCAGGGAGAGGCUGAAGAGAGACGCCGCUGAGGAGGAGGAGAGAGGGCGGAAUAAGAAAGCCAGCAAGAUGAAGAAGAGAAAGGAUGCGAGUACUGCGCGUGAGGAGAGGCCUUUGACCCAUGGGGCGCAUGGGGUGGCACCUCAAGACGGUUCUCACACAGUCGACCAUCCAUCGACCAUCGGAUUCCGCGCUAGUGUAGCUCUGUUACUAUCCACAAAUUCCGGCCCCACACCGCACUCUUGCUGUCUCUGUUCUGCUUUCCAUGUGUUCCUCGCUGACAUAGCACAACCAGAACGCUCCGCUCCAUUGCAGGAUAAGAAACACGCUCGCAAGAUAUCUCGAGAACGUGACAACGACUCGGCCAGCUCCUCUCUUUCACCACUUCCAGUAGCACUGACCCCCGCUGCCUCAGCAAUGGAUCUCGACAGAGACGACAACGCUGAAUCAAGCUCGGACGAGCAUCAGCCACUACCGGCACCUGCCUAUCCCGCAGAGCAAACCUUUGGACCCGACCCCUUCUCAUUCCCCGAUCCCACUGUCUACGAGAUUCUCCCUGCGUGGGAAGGCAUGACAACCGACGAGAAGAAGGAACUCUACUCUGUCGCCAAAUUCCCAUCGCGCACCCUCGAGGAGUAUAUCCCUGCUUCGCCUCCCGACAAGGACUUCAGCAACGCGAAGCCUACCAAUCAGGUCCAAGCUAAUACCUUCGCUACCCAUAUUGAGCCUUUCUUCCGUCCAUUGACCGAGGAGGACCUGACGUUCUUGCGUGAGAGAGGAGAUCGUGUUGGCCCCUUCAGUAUCGCACGUCGUGGCAAGAGGCAUUACCUUGAAGUCUGGGCGGAAGAAGAUGGCGCGUUGUCUGCGGAUGGGCCUCAACCAGGUCGUGACAAGCUGCCACUCAAUCAAGCUCGCGGUGAUAUCGAGAGCAUGACCGAUCUCAUUGGCGAGAGUGAUCAGAUCUCUGCUGGCCCUAUGCUCGCACGCCUACUAGCUACGAUGAGACCGGAGCACCGAGCACCUGCUGAAGAGAAGACCCAUGGCGCGAAUGGCGACGUCGACACCAACCCUGACGGUAGCGAUAUCCUCAGCGAUCCUCACGACUCCCAAACCCUACCGCCCGCCACCUUCAUGGCCGACUCUAAUUUGGACGCCUGGAAGAAAGCCACCCACCCCAAGCUCGACCAGCAACAGGUCGACGAGCGCAUCAAGCAAGAGCUCCGCCACAUCGGCUUCCUCGCCGCCGACGACGAGCCCGACUACGACGGCCACUACGAUGAUGAGGUUGCCGCCCGCCUCCGCUCUCUCCAGGCGCGCCUCAAGGAACAGUCCAUCAUCAACGCGGCGCGCAAGGCCCGUCUCAUGGACAUCGCCAAGGACCGCAUGGCCCACCAGGAGUACACCCACAUCCUCGAGGAUCUCGACGCCCAAACCCAAACAUCGUAUCUGAAGCGCACCCGCACCCUUGGCAAGAGCAAGAAAGCCAAGCGCCCUGGCGGAGCCGGAGGCGGAAGCAACGUUGCCGCUGGCAAUACCGGUAUGGCUCGUCCCGGUCUCGGUGAUGGCGUCAAGAACUUGAUGGAGAAGCGCAGCAAGUGGAUUGACACGGUCGGGAGCGUCUUGGACGAGGAGUCGAUCAAGGUUCGGCGAAGCAAGGAUCCUGAGAGCUCGAUCUUCAAGCCGGAGGAUAUGGCGGAGUAUAUUCGGCGGGAGAAGGAGACUUGGGCUCAGGAGGUUGAAGAUGAGGAGUGA